CUGGGUCACACUUGUCUUUUCUGGUCUAUGUAUCUUAACUAGUGUAAAGCUCCCAGUAAGAGGCCCAGUGUUCCCAACAACUGCGUUUAUCCCAGAAUGACGUCCCUGUUAAGUGGCUUCCUCCCACAGCUGGUUUACAUCCUGCUUCAGCUUCUCCGCUGGCGGCGGUAGGACCAGUCCCGCCCCUACCGGGCCAAAGUGCUGUCAAGACACCGGUCCGACUCGCUCCUGAAAACACACCCAUACACACACAUUUCUCACACUCGUGUAAUUCUCUUUAUCUAGUGUUAAAUGAUAUAAAGAUAAAUAGCCUGUAUUUGUAUAGCGCCUUUAUAGGUUCCUACAACCUCCCAAGGCGCUUCACAACACAAUCAUUCACCCAUUCACACGCUGAUGGCGAUGAGCUACAAUGUAGUCAACUGUCCUAGGGUGCACUGAUGGAGGCGAGGCCUGCCGAACACUGGCGCCACUGGUAGCUACACCCUCCACCAGCAGGUUAAGUAUCUUGCUCAAGGACACAUCAGCAUUCUCUCAAAUCAUGCCAAGAGUCAUCUCAAGGCAAUUCACUAAGUAAACAUCGCAAUUGAGUUCAGUUCAUUAUGCCAGUUAGUCACGUUUUCUAUAGAAGGAAACCCAGCAGAUUGCAUUGAGUCACUGUUGUGUCAGAAACUUUACAUCAAUCCCCAAACUAGGCAAGCAUGCAACAGGAAGAAGCAGUGGUCCCCAACCUUUUUUGCACCAGGGACCGGUUUCGCAUCAGGCAAUAUUUUCACGGACCAGUCUUAAACAUGUAGCAGAUAAAUACAAGAAUUUAAUAUCAUAUGACCAGCAUAAAGACUGUUUUUUUUAAAUGCAACAAUGAAUCCAGUGUGCACUUGUAACCUCAUCAGCAUGAACACACACUGCCAUCUACUUAACGGUUAUAAGUUUUAACCAGUUAAGUUUUAACCAACAUUGCAUUUCCACUCUCCCUAAUGGCCUUGGUUUAUAUGGCAAUUUAAAAACAUGCUUUCAAGGUAAGAUUCACCAAAACAAUUAUAAAGUGAUUGAAAAGUACAACUCACCAAGGCUGCGUCAAUGGGAGCCUUGAGCUUGUUUCUGUGUGACGAGACGGUCCCAUCUAGGAGUAAUGGGAGAUAGUGAAACCCGAAGUGUGUUGCUUAUGUCCAGUUUAUUCCGUAAUUUGGUUUUAGUUGCUGUCAUUGCAGAAAACCCUGUUUCACACAGGUAGGAUGUUGGAAAUGGUAACAGGUUUUCAAUGCUGUUGUGGCGAUUUCAGGGUAUUCCGCCAUGACUUUAAUCCAAAAAACUGGCAGAGCUGUUGUCUCAAACAUUCUUUUCAGUCUGCCAUCAUAUGUGACCUCCAGCAAUUGAUCAUCUUCUUGCACAGAGAGGCUUGAUUCAUCUGGUUUGUUGACAAACGGGUCACAAACCCAUUCCUUGGUCAUGCGUGGGUCUUUUGUGGUUGGAAAGUAGCGAUCAAACUCUUUUAAAAGCACAGACAGGUGAUCCUGCAUCAGCUGGGAGCAUGACUGCUCAGGCUCAGUCUCUUGCAAUAGUCCUGAUAAUGUUGGAAACACAUAAAAUAUCCCCCUGUUCACUCGCCGUCCUCACAGAUCCAGUUUUGCUUUAAACACAGCUACUUUAUCUGCCAACUUGAAGACGGUUGUCAUUUUCCCUUGAAGUGAUAGAUUUAGUUAAUUGAGAGAGCUGAAUAUGUCGCACAAGUAAGCAAAUUUUGCAACCCAUUGCUCAUCACUGAAAUGCACUGCUAGCGGUGACUUUUUUCUGAGAGAAAUUUCUGCAGCGGCUCUCGUUAUUCAAACACUGGUCAGCGAUCUCCCUCGGAAUAACCAUCUUAUUUCUGUGUAUAAAAGAAGGUGUCUGUGCUCUGCGUCCAUUUCCUCACAAAGCUGCUCGAACAGGUGACGUUACCGGUCUGUGACCCGGGGGUUGGGGACCUCUGCUCCAGAGGAUCCAAGAUAUUACUAAAGACUACAUUAAGGCUGUCAUUUUCAAUGUCCAUAUGAAUGUUAACAUCCCCCACUACAAUGACCUUACCAGUAUUUAGCACCAAAUCAGAUAAAAAAUCUGAGAUUUGAUCCAAAAACUCAGAGUGGACGAUACAAAACUACAAACGAGUGGUUUUACAGUUUUUCAAUCUGGAUUAGGGCUGCAGCUAUCAAAUAUUUUUGUAAUCGAGUACUCUUUCGAAUCUUUUAUCAAUUAAUCGAGUACUCUAAUAAAUUUGUCUUUUUUUGUUUGUAAACCAUUAUAUCAAAUAGCAUGUUAUAAAAUAUGAAAUACCUCUUAAAAGAGCAAGCAAUUGCCAGUUAUUCUUCCAAGUUUUAUUCAAAAUUAGUUUUCAAAACUUAAGCACUUCAGCUUUACUUCACAGUAAACAAAUGCGAGCGGCUGCGGCCCAAACAGCACCAGAACCGCUCACAGCUCAUGCACAAACAUGGCUCACCAGCUGUUUCCCUAUUGACACACGUUCAUUUUAAUUUCUACACUUUCUUCUCACAAUAACAAGGAUUGUCGAAAAAGCAUGUUUGCUGUGGUUAUGUCAAAUUAUACUGAUCACAAAACAUUUAUUUCCUUUCUUUUGUUUUCCUCCGUCACUCAUAAACACCGGUGUCCUCCUGCAGCAAACCCGAGGGACAACAGACAUCAAUAACACAGUAAAAGGUCCGACGUGUUGUGUAAAAACUACCAUUUUUAGCACAUUUUAAGUCCGACGUGUUGCUACCAAAUGCACAGUGUGAGCUGAAACUUGAGUGCUACAAAUGAAAAAGUUGCACAGUGUCCGCAGAAUAUAUAGAAAUACUGGCUAAAAUGCAUUAUCUUGUAGAGGCUCCGAGUCCGCUUGCAGAAGUGACAUUUACAUGUGGAUGUCAGGUGCUGCAGUGUCGAGGAUGUGGUGUUGUGGUAGGCUAAAUCCAUUUUACAGUAUUUACACUGGACUACGUUUUCCGCCUUGGUCCCACACCUUUGACAUUUUCUGUCUUUUUCGCACUCCACCGGGGUCCACGUUGUCCUCCAUGGUUUAAGAGAAGGUUAAGUUACAUUUGCAACUCACGUGUGCAUUCAGUGCAGUGUGUAUGUGCGUCACUUAUUUUGGUCCAGGUGAAACAUGACCCUGGGCGAUUGCAAAGGCAUGAAGUAAUCAAACAUGAAUUAAUCAAACAUGAAUGAAACGAAGCCUCCGAGGCAGAGAUUUUGACUUGGAGCUUUUUGUACUCGAAUUAUUCAAGGUACUCGAGGAAUCGUUUCAGCCCUAAUCUGGAUUAAGAAAUUUAAGAAUAAGAUGUUCAAAAGAACUGUAACUAUUAAUUGGUAAGGGAUUGUUUAAUAAGUCUGAAUGAAAAAUGGUUGCUACUCCUCCUCCUCGCCUUGUACUUGGAGCAAUAUGAUGAUUUAAAUAAUUUGAAGUAGUCGACUUAUUUAAGCUAACAUAGUCCUCUUGCUGCAGCCAGGAUUCUGUGAGAGAGAUUAUAGAAAUCUGAUUAUCACAAUUCAAGUCAUUAACUAACAACGUCCUAGAAGAAAUAGAUCUAAUGUUCAACAACCCACAUUUAAUUUUUCUAGUUUUCUGCUCAGUUGAAUUUGUUCUAAUAUUUAUGAGAUUUCCAUGAUUUGCUUUAUUAAGCCUGAUAUUAAAUCUGUGUGGUCUUGGCCGUGGGCAGGACACUGUCUCAAUGGGUUAGUGGGUGGGUAACUGUUCAGAAGCUGCAGCUGGGUGUGUUAAACUACGACUCUGCUUCCUGGUCUGGACCCAGGGUAGUCAUGGAGGACUAAUAAAACUGGCCAUGUUCCUAGAAAGAAGAGCUGCUCAAUCCAAAGAGGAAUGGAUGCCGUCUCCGCAUCAGACCAGGUUUUCCCCAAAAAGUUUUCCAAUUAUCAAUGUAGCUCACGUUGUUUUCAGGACACCACCUAGACAACCAGUGGUUGAAGGACAGCAUGCGGCUAAACAUGUCGUCACAGGUCCGAUCAGGCAUGGGGCUUGAGAAAAUGACUGAGUCCAACAUUGUUUUGGCAAACUUACACACCAAAGCAACAUUAAUAUUCGUGACCUGUGAUUGGUGUAACCGGGUGUCGUUACAGUCAGCGUGAAUAACAAUCUUACUGUAUUUAUGCUUAUCCUUAGCCAGCAGUUUAAGGUAAGAUUUAAUGUUGCCCGCUCUGGCUCCAGUUAAACACAUUUAACUAUGGUUUGUGGAGUCUCUAAUGCUGGAGUCUCUAAUACCACUUUUCUGACUAUGUAGCUGCCAAUGAUCACUGUCUGCUUGUCAGUGGGUGCAGAGCUACUUAGCCCCGCGCUAGCUAAGUACCUACAGCUAUCUACGGGCUUUUCAACAGCGCAUUGCCAGGCCUCCAAUUCCGACACCUGCGCCUCCAAAACUACAAAAAUGCCACAUUUAUUACACGUACCAUUAUCACUAAAGGAGACUGAGGAGUAACUAAACAUCUGACACAGAGAGCAAGAGAUAGGAGACAGAAGCAGAGACAGAAGUAGCCAUAGCCCUGCUGAGGCUAAGCUAACUGGACGAGCAACUCGUUCAACACCAAAUAAACUGCGUGCAAACUCAAAUGGUUCCCUAAAAGCUAGGUGGAACAACAGAAAUGUGUGUUUCAGCUUGCUUGUGUGCUGCAAUAACUCAGAGAUAUCGGAGUACAGAGAAAUGUUAUUAAUUUUAGCGAGCCACAAACUCCGAACGCGCCGGUAAUGAAACGAGACCGUGGUCUGCUGCUAAAAUAUGAAAUAAAACAACAAAAUUGUGUGGCUGAAAUGUCAGACUCUUGUUAUAAAAGGCUCAAUAGGGAGCCUAAGUCUCAGCCCUUUCCGGUCGGCUCAUGGGUCACCGGAAGAACGAAAAAAAUGAAUUCUAGUCAACGGGGCUGAAAGAGUUAUUUUCUAAUCCGCCUUGCCUCCCGCCCUUGAUCACACAUAUAUUGUAUUUAUAUUUAAAUGAAAAGUAAUGAUGGGUGUUUUGACCACGCCAGUCACAUGAUUUAAGAUUUAUCAGCUUGUAAAAGUUUGCUGUUAGCAUGACUACAAAUCAUGUACAACGCAUAUAUGGCGUCACCGAAGGAUCUCCUCCCCCUGGCGUAGUAGCCUAAGGCGAGAGGCCCAGACUUCCCUCUCCCCAGCCUAUUGGGCCAGCUCCUCCGGGGGAAUCCCAAGGCGUUCCCUGGCCAGGUGAGAGACAUAGUCCCUCCACCGUGUCCUGGGUCUACUUUUAGGUCUCCUCCCGGUUGGACGUGCCCAGAAAAACCUCACCAGGGAGGCGUCAAGGACACAUCCUGACAAGAUGCCCGAGCCACCUCAACUGGCUCCUAUUGAUGUGGAGGAGCAGCGGGUCUACUCCGAACCCCUCCCGGAUGACCGAGCUUCUCACCCCAUCUCUAAGAGAGUCCAGCCACUCUUCGGAGAAAACUCAUUUCGGCCGCUUGUAUCCGCAAUCUCGUUCUUUCGGUCACACCCAAAGCUCAAUUUGCUGGGUUCCUUAUAUAGGAAACAUUAUUUCUGAAUGGCUUAAUGAACUGUGAAUUGGAAUGUUUAUUAUGUGAAUUGCCUUGAGACGACUCUUGUCGUGAUUUGGCGCUAUAUAAAUAAACUUGAAUUGAAUUGAAAAUUGAAUUAAGCAGGCAGUAUCUCGAUCUCACAGUCAAUAAAGUUUUUAAAAAAGUAUUCCCCUGGGAAUUUCCUAGAAUUUCACUUGCUGAGGACGUAGCGUGACCAAAGAUGUUUGAGGGUGUUUCUGUGUGUGAAUGACAGAACAGACACGAGCACCUGGGUACGCACAGGUUUGAUUUAUCAUCAGACGAGUGGAGGAGCGCGCGUACGACCAGGUUUUUGACGAAUACAGGCGUACAGGACAGUUUCUAAAAACAUUUGAUCAACGAGGGCCCAGGCUUUAAAGCAGAUAUUCAUCUUAAGUUAGAUUUAAUGGAAUUACUUCAUCUGUCAGCCAUCUUUAUAUCAAAUUUACAGCAAUCCAGGAGGCACAAAUCAGGAUUUCAGCUUUAAAAGGUUCUUGACCUGAACUUUAGCUUUUUGUCACAAACUGAUUGUGUGACCUUAAGUGUCUGGAAGGGUAUAUUUUAUCUUCAUGGCUCCUUUAACAGCAAAACUAAAGUUCUGGAAGCAGCUGCUGAGUCAGCAGAGCUCUAAACUUCUGCAGUCGGACCAGAACCUCUAGCCUCAGAGUGAAACUGUUUCCUGUGCGUGUGCUGGUGAGGUUCGGCUGUGGCAGCUCUGAGGAAACUUGAUGCUGUUGUUCAUGAUGCAGAUGUUUAAGCCUCUUCUGCUCAUCCAGCUGCUGUUGCAGUUUGAUAAAGAGCAUGUGAUCGUCAUGAAGCAACCGUGGGUGAUGGUUUUGUUUCUGGGUGACGCGUCUGUGGAGCUGGACGAUUCUUGCUGAGGAGGAACUUUGUCAUUUCCCUCUGGUUCCUCUUGGCUGUCUGUCUGAAGCUGUAAAGCAGGAAGCAUCUGCUUGCUCCACCAGCCUUCCUUCUGAAGUCCAGGAAGGGUCGCUACUGCAUAGUAAAGUUCUGUUGGUGUAAAGAAGAGAAAACCCUCCAGUCUCCCCAAACAGCUGUUGGAUAAUUUAAUGACGAUAUUUGCUGAGUGUUGCUUGGAUAACUGCCCGUGCUACAGCAGCCCCCCGAUGCGACAGAUGCCUGAUAACUACCCACUUCCACCUGCAGGGACAAGUCAAAUACGAGUCUCUGACUCUAUAAAAACAGGAAGACCUGAUCGGCCGUUCCGCUUCCUGUGUUUGCAGUUUCACGAGGUUAGGCCUUGUUAGCUACUUUCACCUGCACGUUGACUUGACCUGGUGGGUGGGGGGUGGGGCCUCACAAGUGUGUUCACGAGUCUCUGUUCCGUUACAGACCGGAGACGUGCAUCCAGUCCAGAAUCAGGGUCUCCCUGACCUGGACCAACGUAAAUACAGUUCAUGUGCUGUCAGCUGAUGCGUUCCUGCCUCGGUCUGGGAACUCGCGUGCUGAGGAUGUAGCGUGACCAAAGAUGGUUAGUUGAGGGUGUUUCUGUAUGUGAACGACUGAGAAAGGACGCAAGCGCCUGGCUAGCACAGGUGGGACUCAUCAUCAGAUGAGCGCAGAAGGACAUCUGUGUUUGUGGCCCUGAAACAUGAGAUUUGUAAGCAGCGUUAUAAAUGCCAAACAGAUUUAAUAAUGCUGCAGUGGUCUGCUGUAAGAGUCCUGCUCAGAGUAGCUUUUCCUCAUGGUGGGCGUAUUUAAACCCACUACUAUGAUUAACUGUUCUAAUUGGGUUUAAAUGAAUAGUUCAGGACUUUUUAAUGGGAAUUCCCUCAUUUAUUCAAAUUUUACAGCCAUAAUUGUGUCUUAUUUAACUUCUGAAGGACUUCACUUUUGAUUUUGAGUCAGAUUUUACAUGAAUAACAUUUAAUGUCCUUGUUUUAGCCUCAGCAGACCUCUAUAGCAAGGAUUAUCAACUCCCUUCCCGAGGGCAGGUAAUCCAGAAUGUUUUAGUUGUUUCCCUGCUCCAGCUCACUUAAAUCACCUAUUCAGCUCAUCAAGCUCUGCAGGAACCUGUUAGUCACCUGCUGGUAAAAAUCAGAUGUGUUGAAGCAGGAAAACAACAAAAACAUGCUGGAUACCCGCCCUCAGGGAAGAGAGUUGAUGACCUCUGAUCUAUAAGAAAGAUUCAUUCGAUUUAGAACAUCUGCACCUCUUGGCCAAUCAGAAGCCAGAAUUUUUAUCUCUAACUUCACUUGUGUGUCUUUGUGUGUGUGUGUAUGAACACGUGUGUUUGUUUGUGUGUGUGUGUGUCUCUCUUUUCUCAAUCCCCAGUCGCUCUCCACUGUCGCUGCAUGCUUGCUUAGUAAGAGGAUUGCUGUAAAGACUCUGACACUAGUCAGUGACUCGAUGCAACCUGCUGGGUUCCUCAUAUGGGAAACUUUUUACUGAUUGUCUUAAUGAGUUGACCUGUAUUGUUUACUGUGUGAAGGUCCUUGAGACGACUCUGGUCUGGUUUGGCGCUUUUGAAACAAACUGAGUAUCUUUUAUAUAGAAGCUGCUUUGACCGGUGGCCUUUGCUGCGCAAGAUCCCGGCCGUUGGCUCCAGGCUCACGGAUCUGGGGUUUUCCUCCCAGCUGUCUUGACAGCUGUGUCUUAUGGUGAACUAAUUAAAUCUCACUUCCAGUUCAGCCUCUCACAUUUGUGGGGUUAAGGGGGGGUUCCCAUGCCUUUUAGUCAUGCAUUCAUGGACCUGAACACUUUUUCCAGUAACAAAAUAGAUUAAAAUCAGAAGCCCUAAAAUGAUAAAAUACCACAAAACAAAUAAAAGAUGAUUACAAAUUUGGGUUGGAAAAUAAAACAACAGAUUUAGGUAAAAACGGAGUCUUCAAUCAUCACACUGAAUGGUAAAUGGCCUGUGUUUGACUUGUCACCUCCUAGAGUUCCUACAACCCCCCAAGACACUUUACAACACAAUCAUUCACCCAUCCACUCCCACAUUCUCACCCUGAUAUUGAGCUUCAUCGUAGCCACAACUGCCCUGGGGUGCUCUGACCGAGGUCAUCGUUCCUCCAACCAGCAGGCAGGGAGGGUGAAGUGUCUUGCCCAAGGACACAACAGCAGCAUGCUGGGACCCAGGAUUGAGCCUACAACCCACUCUUAACUUGAGGCUUCUCUGUGGUGUUCCUGGCUCGUACGCACAGUGGCGUUCGCUGUGCGCUCAAACGGAUGUACGUCAACAACUUGCCGGACCUGAAUGUGUACAAGAGGGAGAUCACUAUCAUGAAAGAGCUGUCGGGUCAUAAGAACGUGGUUCGAUACCUGGACUCCACCAUCAGCGCCGUUUCAGACAGCGUUUGGGAGGUCCUGAUUCUCAUGGAGUUCUGCAAAGCGGGUCAGGUGGUGAAGCAGAUGAAUCAGCGGUUGAAUGUGGGCUUCAGCGAGGCAGAGGUCCUCCACAUCUUCUGUGACACCUGUGAAGCCGUGGCUCGGCUACACCAAUGCAAGACGCCCAUCAUCCACCGAGACCUAAAGGUGGAGAACAUCCUCCUCAACGACCAGGGACACUAUGUGCUGUGUGACUUCGGCAGCGCCACCAACAAAGUUCUGAUGCCUCACAAAGACGGAGUGACGACUGUGGAGGAUGAAAUAAAGAAGUACACCACCCUGUCUUAUCGGGCUCCUGAGAUGAUCAACCUGUACGCAGGGAAAGCCAUCACCACCAAGGCAGAUAUUUGGGCACUUGGAUGCUUGUUGUACAAGCUGUGUUUCUUCACGCUUCCAUUUGGGGAGAGUCAAGUUGCCAUAUGUGACGGAACCUUUAUCGUUCCAGAUAACUCCAAGUUCUCCCUCAAGUUGCACUGCCUAAUCCGAUAUAUGCUCGAACCAGACCAGGACAAGAGACCAGACAUUUACCAAGUCUCCUACUUUGCCUUCAGAUUAGCUGGAAAAGACUGUCCAGUACUGAACCUCGCUAACUGUCCCAUCCCAACGUCGCUCCCCGAGCCUCUAACAGCCAGCGAGGUCGCUGCUAAGAAAAGCAUGACAAAAGCCAGGAUAACGGACUCGGUGGGUCCGACUGAAACAUCGAUAGCUCCCAGGCAGAGACCCAAGGCUGCAAACCCCAACGUGCUGCCGCUGACCAACACCGUGACUCCUGUUAAAAUGAGCGUGUCUCCAGCGGCUGUCGACAGCGGCCAGAAAGCUUCCACUCCCAGCCCAGGACAGCCUUCCCUGCAGGUCCAACCCAGCAGUCAGCAGCACCGCGUCCUGCAGCAGCUGCAGCCAGGUGACCUGCGCCUGCAGCAGCUACAACAACAACAAGCUGUUCAGCAGCAACAUACAAACGCACAGCAGCUCCAAUACCUCCAGUACCAACAGGCCGUGCAGCAGGACUUGAUGCAACGACAACAGAUGAUGAUGCAGCCGAUGUAUCAGCAGCAGGUGGCCCAGGCCCAGUAUGCCGCCAUGCUGCAGCAGUACCAGCAGGCCUUUGUCCAGCAGCAGCAGCCCGUCCCCUACAUGUCCUCCCCGCUCGAGUUCCAGCUGGGUUCUUUUAAUGCUGCAGCGCCCACUCCUAGACCUGCCCAGGCGGUGGGACCUGGUCCCGCGGACCCACCCUUCACCAACACCAGAAACCCGCUGGUCACCACAGACGGGACCACCAUCACCAACCCCCCCGACAUGUCGGGCUGGAACCCCUUUGGAGAAGACAACUUCUCUAAGUUAACUGAGGAGGAGCUGAUCGAUCGGGAGUUCGACCUGCUCCGAGCAAAAAAGCCGGUGGAGAGGACAUGCAGCGUGGAGGCGGAGCUGCCCGCAGCCUCCAUCACCAAGCCCCCCCCGUUGGAGGAUCUGUUUGGCUCCGCCCCUUUUGUGGCCAACGCAGGAGCCGGCGUGAUGAAGAGUGAGCAGAACACAGAGGUUCCUGAGGGUCCGGACGCAGCCAAAGAGGCCAAGCCUUGCAGAAAAAGCAUCUCUAAACCUGGGGAAGAGUCAGAAAGUGACUUUGAGUCUGACCCACCAUCUCCGAAGAGCAGCGAGGAAGAAGAGCAGGAAGAGGAGGCCUUGAACAGUGAGCAUGGUGAGGACACGGAGCCGGAGAACCUGGGACAGCGUCCCCUGCUGAUGGACUCUGAGGAGGAGGAUGAAGAAGACAAACACAGCUCGGACUCAGACUCCGACCUCAGCCGGGUCAAGAGCCGCUCAAAGAAGCCCAGAGGAGCUACAGAAGCUGCUUCCAGGUCUCCGCAGGGCAUGAGUCUGAUCACCCCCCCUGUGUCUCCCAGCAGAGCCACUGUGUUGAAGGACGUGGAUGUCUUUGGUGCUGUUCCCUUCCUUGGAGGAAGUUCGCCUGUCGGACCCUCAGAGAGUACUGACAUCUUCUUCAAAGCACCUUUCAGGCAGGUUGGCCAUGACCAGCCGGCAGCUGAUGAUUUUGAUGUUUUUACCAAAGCACCGUUCAGCUGCAACCUCUCCAAGUCUGGAAAGAGCAGCGGCGACGUUCCCAUGGGCCAGACGCCUCCCAUGUCCCCGGACAGCAUCGAUGUCUUUGGCUUCUCCCCUUUCCACCCGGGCCCUACUGAAGCUCCUCCUACCACCUCAAAGAGCGCAGAUGACAUAUUUCGCUCAUCUUUUGAGGAUCUGGCCACUCAGCAGCAGAGGCUGAAGCAACGCAGCCUCCAGAAGUUGUCAUCACGACAACGGAAAACAAAACAGGAAGUGACUGCAGGGGGCAGCAACGGGAAGCGGCAUCACGGGACCCCAACCGGCGGACGCAAGAGCAACAAGCCGACGUACCGCACCCCAGAGAAGGUCCGGCGGCACAAGAAGGUCAGCCGCAGAGACUCUCAGAGCAGCAACGAGUUCCUGAGUGCCUCCGACUCGAAAGAGAACAUCAGCGUUGACAUCACUGUGGCUGAAGGCAAGGACAAGGCGGCGGCGGUGGACGAUCCAGUCUUAGAUCCGUUUGGGGCCAAACCGUUCCACCCCACGGAGAGCGGUAAGUCCUGGAUGGGCUCGCAUCGCAGCGGAGACAGCAGGUCCAUGGAUGAUUUUGGGGCGGUGCCUUUCACAGAACUGGUCAUCGGUAGCGGACCUCAACAGCAGCAGGUGGCGGCACCUCUAGUGGACCUUGACCCAUUUGGAGCUGCACCUUUUCCCUCCAAGCCUUAACUUGUCUUCCUGCUCAGGUAGCUGAUUAACCCGGACUUUGGUUCGGGAUCAUCUUUUUAUUCUAACAUGUUUUUAGCUUCAGCUUUACGCCUUUAGGAGCCCGAGACUGUGCUGUGAUACGUAACUGCAAAAAGCUCUUCAUGCUUCUGCUGCUUAAGCACCACGACGCCUUACCCCGCUGCACCGACCGCAGCUUUAACCACUUUAAGGGAUUUCUGUCUGCAGCUGAAUGUUUCUAGAAGGGAAUCGGGAAACUUCUGUUUGGCUCUUUUUUUUAUGAACAAAGGAAAUAAAACAUGAAGCAGAUGUCUUCAA
Molecule: messenger RNA, 11994 nt
Organism: Nothobranchius furzeri (turquoise killifish)
Lineage: Eukaryota; Metazoa; Chordata; Actinopteri; Cyprinodontiformes; Nothobranchiidae
Gene: bmp2k
Product: BMP2 inducible kinase
Biological process (GO): protein phosphorylation
Molecular function (GO): protein kinase activity; ATP binding
Source: RefSeq, a predicted model, not a curated record